AUGAAAAUUAAAAACUAUUUUUUUGUUUUCAUUUUUUCAUUAAUUUUUAAUUUCAUUCACUGUGCAAUAACACUUAAUGAUGUAUCACAGUUAAAAAACUAUAAUCUAUAUGCAGACUCUGACAAAAUAUGUAAUUUAGAAUUUGAUUUCUAUUUAGAAGAUUCAAUAAAUAACCCAAUCUUAACAAGCACAGUUUCCUCAUCAGGUGGUACAUUAUAUUUCUCUAGUACAACCCAAAAUAGACUAUUAUGCAAAUUAAAAUUAGCUUACUCUACAACCACAACAACCCAAAAUAUAAUUACUGUUGGUUCUCAAAUAUUUAACUAUCCAUCAUCAUCCAUUACAUGUACAACUUUACCUUCAACAUUAGAAUAUGUAAUGAUUUCAAAUGUUCCAAAUAAAGUUUCAAAUAGCGAAUAUAAUAUCAAUCUUAUUAUUAAUAAUAUUAAUAAGAUUUUGCCUACUACAUCAUCAGAUGACUUAAUUUUUAACUAUUGCCCAGAUUAUUUUGUUUGUAGAACAAGCCAAGUUGGUUUUUCAAAUUAUUUUAUUACAUCGAUCAGAUUGGCAAACAAUGGAAAAAAUAUUCAAAAUGUUGAUUUUGAUAUUAGCUAUCAAGUUAAUGAUAAAAAUAAAACAUUUAUUAUUAAAUCACCAUUUUCAAGUUAUAAUUUAAGUAGUAGUAGUUUUAAUUUAUCUUCAUUUUAUAAAAGUUUUUCUGGUUCUAAAGAUUUAUCAAACUUUUUAAAAAUCAAAGGUGAUACAAGUAAUGGUAUUGUUAAUAAUGUAUUCUUAAAGUUUUCAAAUAAUCAAAUUCAAUCAUUAACACCAGUAUUGGGUACACCAGGUAAUGAUACCAAUGGUAUUGGAAUUCAAUUGUUCUCAUAUAUGGGAAAUUCGAAUGCAGAAGCUAUUCAAUUAGUUUAUUUUAGUCCUACUGGUCUUAGUGUUGCUAGUCAAAUUAAUUCACAAGAAACCAUUGUCAAGCAACCAAUCCUAUACUCAUCACUGAUUGGGAGCAAUGAUUUUUAUGAUCCAGUUUCAGGUCUUCAAAUGGUCACUUUAACAUCAGAUAAAAGUAACUAUUACGAAACAUACAUAAAUACCGAAAAAUCUAUUCAAUUCCCAUUAGGAUUUACAUCAUCAUCAAAGUCAAACCCAAUAACCUUUACCAAAGAACUAUCACUUGGUAUUAGUCGACACACCGAAGGAACUAAAUCUUUUCUUUUUGAAGAUAAAACAACUACCGCUAGUUUUACUCCUACUCAAGGUCUUGAUUAUAAACCACCACAAAUUGUAUCUAUGAAACUUAAUUCAGUUGGUCUUGUAUCAAUAUUACAAUUUGAAAUUACCGAUGAUGUAUCUGGCUUUCUCUAUUUAAUGCUUUCAAAUGGGGUUAAGAUGGACUCUAGUUACUUAGUCGAAGGUACACUUUUAAAUGGCAAAUACGAAUACAUCUUUAAUCUUUUAGAUUUAGAAUAUCAAUCGGAAUUACGUGUAUAUAAAAUUUGUGAUUCAGCCUUUAAUUGCUUUGACUUUACUACUUCUGCUCAAAAACUUAGUAUUUAUAAUUUAAAUACAGCUUCUUCCUUCCCAUCAUUAGGUAACCCCCAAGCCUCCUUAAAUGAUAUCACAUCAUUCUCAUUCAAACAAAACUCAAUUGAUACCACCAACCAAAAUGUCUUUACCAGUGUUUAUUUCAACAUUUCAAAUGCUAACCCACAAACUGACUAUCCACCAUUUUUAGAAUUAUUUAAUGAUGGUAUUUCUUAUUACGACUAUAAAAACAACCAAGUUAUUGACAAAAUUAUUUUCCAAGCCUAUUGGAACUAUGAUAUAAAAAUGUACCAAAUUGAUUUUACCAUCAGAAAGAACCAAUUCACUACUGACGACUUUACUUAUUGGUUAAACUAUCAGGGUCAAAGAUUAUCAAAUACUCUUUUACAAUCUAAAUUCAAAUCAAGCGCCAAACUCUCUUUGUCAUCAGACUAUGCAGACACAAUAGGUCCAAUAGUUACAUCGGUCACUCCACUUCAAGAUAAAUACGAAAUUCCAAUUACACAAAACUCCCCAAUUAAAGUAGGCUGGAAGUUGAAUAUUCAAGAUCAAUUUAAUGGCUUUAAAAGUGGUUAUGUUCAAGUUGUUAGUAAAGAAACAGGUAAAAUCUAUACCACUACAUUAACUCCAACCAUUUUAGGUUCUCUUGAAAAUGAAUUUUUAGUUACAGUUGAUGUUACUGGUAACUGUGUUUCACAAACAUUUGCAAUUAAUCAAAUAUAUUUAGAAGAUACAGGUGGCUAUGUAAGUUAUGAAAGUUUAGAUAGUUACUUUUACUCUAGUAUGAUCAUCUCAUCAUUGGUCCAACUCAAAUCAUUACCAUCAAUCUUUGUUGAUUGCGACAAAAUUGAUGAAUCAGUUUUACCAUCGCUAGUAUCAUUAAAUAUGUCCACUCAACAAUUGGAUGUUGGAGCUGAAAAUAGAAAUGUUAAGGUUUUCUUUGAAGUUUACGACAACAGCGGUAUCGAUAAAUCCCAAACACCAAUAUGCUAUUUAGAAAACAUGGCCUUUAACUUCCACCCUACCAAAGCUCAAAUUAUUGAGUCCAACCAUACCAAUACCCAAUUCCUUUGUGAUAUCCAAGUACCAAUUGGCUUUGGCUAUCAAGGUACUUUAUUACUUUCCAUCUAUGGUAUUUUCGACCACAGUAAUUUAGUUGGUUUCAGCACAAAAUAUAUAAUGGAUAAAGGUUUCCCAAGUUUUAUUAAUGCAGACACAUUUACACUUUCAACACCAGCAAUUUACUCUGUCGGUAAAUUCUUUUCAAGCGACUCAAAGAUUACAAUUAUUGGUAGAUCAUUAGAAGGUUCAUCCAUUCAAAUCGAUUAUUUACAAGGUUUUGGUUUUAAAAACUUAACUGGUACACAACAAACACCAUCUAAUAGCAAUAGCAACUCUAUUUUAAUCUCCACUAUCAACAAGAUUGGUUUCCCAUUUGACAUACGUAUAAUUAAUUCAAAUCAAGUUUCAAAUACCUUUAGAGUCGAACCAAUCAUUUCGGGUAUACCAAUUAAUUCAAAUACAAACAAUUCUGUUGAAUGUUUAAGUGAAUGUGGCGGCCCAGAUCAUGGUACAUGUACUUCAAAUGGUUGUAAAUGCAAUUUACCAUGGACAGGUUUAGAUUGUCUUUCCAAGAUUUCUUUAAUUGAAAACUAUACACAAACCAACCCAAACAAACCAACCAUUACAAUCCCAAGCACCAAAGACGAUCAACUCACCAAAACAAUUGAUAUUUUAUUAUUAAGAGAAGUAGACUCCAGUAACACCAGUUCUAUCUACAGAGAGUAUACAUUAAACUCUUGGGUUAUUGUUGCAAAUCAAACCAAUGGUUUCAAAUAUACUGCCACCGUUAACAGCACACCCACCUACCCAACCACCAUCAAUGUAUCAACUGUUUGGACCAGUAUUAAUAAUGCCACAACCAUUCAAUAUCAAGUUGACAUCAGUGCAUAUUCUUUCUUAAGCAAAAACUCAGGUCUUCAAUUAGUAUUCUCAAACUCAUUAGCUAAAGCAUCAUCAUUUAAAGGUGUAGUUUGCUCCAGUGUAAACAACACAGCCGAAUUACUCAACGCCAAUAUAAUCGACAACAAAUUGAAAAUGAAUCAAGAUUCAUUAUUAAACCAAAUUAGUUUAAUAGCUUCAAUAGAUAACUCUCAAGGUUUAAUUACUACCCAAUUACUUAGCACUACAAAUAGUAUCUUAAAUAAUAAUAAUGGCACCAGCAUAGCUAAUAAAGGUGAUUCAAUUAAAAGUUUAAUUGCUGUUAAUAUUCCACAUUUUAAUGUUAUGGCCUCAGUAAAUUCAAAAUACUCUAUCAUCAAAGAAUCAAAAACAUUAACCUCUAAAGAUUUAUCAACUGUAUGUGUAUCAAAAAAUGUUAAGGGUGGUUACACUGACCAAAAGAAAGCUGCCACCGCUAUUGCUGUAGUUGGUUUCUUCAUGCUUUCUGUAAUGUUUUUAUGGUUCUUUAUUAUUAAACCAAGAAGAGACGCAAAAAAAUUAUAA
Dictyostelium purpureum is the source of this 4062-nucleotide messenger RNA. RefSeq lists its product as uncharacterized. Gene Ontology annotation, biological process: sexual reproduction. The record is from RefSeq and is a predicted model, not a curated record. The transcript is spliced from 3 exons. Bases 1 to 4062 code for a protein of 1353 amino acids. NCBI's taxonomy places the organism in Eukaryota, Evosea, Eumycetozoa, Dictyosteliales, Dictyosteliaceae.